Molecule: messenger RNA, 2318 nt
Organism: Trichechus manatus latirostris (Florida manatee)
Lineage: Eukaryota; Metazoa; Chordata; Mammalia; Sirenia; Trichechidae
Gene: VPS26C
Product: VPS26 endosomal protein sorting factor C
Exons: 6
Coding region: 1-474 (157 amino acids)
Biological process (GO): intracellular protein transport
Cellular component (GO): endosome
Source: RefSeq, a predicted model, not a curated record
AUGGCUCUGAUGAAAGCAAAUGUACUGAAGUGGCAUUUUCUUUUCCGACUUUUCUUCCAGUACACACUGCGCUGUGACAUGAGGCGGUCUUUGUUGGCCAAGGACUUGACCAAGACCUGUGAAUUCAUCGUUCACUCUGCCCCUCAGAAGGGGAAACUGACUCCAAGUCCUGUGGACUUCACGAUCACCCCUGAAACCUUGCAGAAUGUCAAAGAGCCAGUCCAUGUGGAGACCUGUGGGUGCGCAGAAGGGUAUGCGCGAGACGCCACAGAGAUUCAGAACAUCCAGAUUGCCGAUGGGGACGUUUGCCGGGGCCUCUCCAUUCCCAUACACAUGGUUUUCCCCAGGCUGUUCACGUGCCCUACGCUGGAGACCACCAACUUCAAAGUGGAAUUUGAGAUCAACAUCGUUGUGCUUCUUCAUGCCGAUCACCUCAUCACGGAGAACUUCCCACUGAAGCUCUGCAGGACGUAGCCCACGAGGGCCACGUGGGAAACAGGCAUAACCGAGCGGACAUCCAGCCUGUUGCCAGACUGUUACGGGGAGCCACAGGCUGCAGCACAUACUCGUUUUUGUGAUGAUUCUGCAUCAGAAAUGAAUCUGACUCCUCAAAGUAUAAUCACCCUCACCCUCGUUUCCUCGAGGCUUCCACUUCUAGUGGGCACCCUGUAAUCAGACCUUUUCUUUGAAAUGCAGCAGGAUUUCUUAAUGUCAUUUGCAAGAUCGUUUCACAGGAAACAACAUUUCCUAUUAUUCCUGGCUUACCUGUUCAUUUUUAGGUAGAGUAAAGCCAUUUCUAACAGCAGUCAGAGUUUUGCUGGAAUGUGGGACCAUGGGUACAAAAGGAAACCUCGUCAUAAGUUGCUAAUGGAACUCUUGGCAGCAAAGGGCCUGUGGCCACUGCUAAAUAACCACGUGGACUUGCCGCUGAUGAAAUCUGUAGACACCCUACAGGGAAAAGUGCCCAGUGGCAUCCACUGGAAAUGUGUGGCAUUUUUUUCAUCAAUUCGGUAGUUCUUUUUAUAAUACUUUCCACUAUGACAUCAAGCCUUUAGGGAACUGGGACAGAAGUCCCCCUUGCUGUCACAGGAGUUAGGGGUUGGGUAGUGAUGGCUGGUGCUGGAGCGUUUCUGAGGUCCUGGGAACUGGUGUAAAAAAAUCUCAUGCUGCCAUAUUCCCAGAAGACAUAUAAACACAAGGCUGGGUAGGAAGAACUCCACAUCCCAUGUCUGCUCCUGUUUUUGUUGGGUGGGUUCUGAAUGGCAGGAAACCCACCCCCAGCACAGCAGGUGGAGCCCUCUGCAUGAGGUGAUCUCAGGAAAGUGCCCGUGACUUGGUGAACUUGGCUGGUGUCAGGCCUGCCUGAAGCACCUGUGCUUAGAGCCGUGGGCUUGGGACCUGAAACCAUUUUUACUUAGCCUCUCUGUUGUGGUUCUUACAGUAUGGUGAGUCUGGUGCAACCCAUUUCUUCCUUCAGAUCCUGCCCUUGCUGCUGUUGGUUCGCAAAUAGUAAGACCACAAAAACAAGUCAUGCUACUCUGCAUGCCGACUGGCCUUCCCCCAGCACCCCUCUUCCUAAGUAGACCUGGGCCAGGCUGACUCAGGCUGAAGGCCUCUCAGGCCAUGCUUCUGCUGCCCCUUAACAGUAUGGUGUAUGUGUGAGAGGACAGAUAAACCGGACUAGGGCCUUGCUUUAUUCUAGGGCUUUACCGGUGAAGUUGAUAAAACUUACCGACUGAGUCACGUAAUAGUUGGUGCCCAAAGAAUACAUUUCUGGUUUAUAUAUAUAUAUAUAUAUAUAUAUAUCUAUAUAUAUCUCCUUUUAUGCUCAUGUGACAAUAAUAAUCUUCCUUGGUUAUAUAUUUAGAGUAGCAGAAAAUUAAAGGGCAACACUUUCUGGGAAAUUUCUAGGAUAGGAAUAAUUUUUAAUAAAAAAAUACAGAAGUCAAUGAAAAUUUUGAGAAACUGGGAUUUAUAUUGUACAAUUUUUCAGUAAACUGGUUUUAUGAUUAUAAAUACGAUGAUUGUCUCCUUAGAGGAGAAUAAUUAUUAGCCUGCAGAGCUGCUACCCACCCAACUAUCUAUCAUUUCAUUCAACCCUGAGUAGCCCACGUUAGGGCCUCAGUUUGGCCAUUUCCUUCCACUUCGCGGAGUGACACCUCCAUGACUGGUUAUUAAGGAAGACUCAGGCGUUUGGAUAUCUUGGACCUCAACUGUCCCAACACUGCUUUGGCUGGAUGGAGCUGCGGUGUCCCACUGUUGCGGGCUCGAGGUUAUCAGAUUCUCCAAUUGGUUAGACCUAGAGGAGAGGAAAGGUA